This is a messenger RNA of Arvicanthis niloticus (Nile rat), 1236 nucleotides long. It is a transcript of the gene Adprhl1, whose product is annotated as ADP-ribosylhydrolase like 1. The record is from RefSeq and is a predicted model, not a curated record. NCBI's taxonomy places the organism in Eukaryota, Metazoa, Chordata, Mammalia, Rodentia, Muridae.
AUGGAGAAGUUCAAGGCUGCGAUGCUGUUGGGGAGUGUUGGAGAUGCCCUCGGCUAUGGAAAUGUCUGCAGGGAGAACAGCGUUUUAGGCUCAAUCCAGGAGGAGCUGCAAAAGGCCGGGGGACUGGACAGCCUUGUGCUCUCACCUGGGAAGUGGCCAGUGAGUGACAAUACCAUCAUGCACAUUGCAACUGCUGAGGCCCUCACCACAGACUACUGGUGCCUAGAUGACCUGUACCGAGAGAUGGUGAAGCGCUACGUGGAGACGGUGGAGAAGCUCUCAGAACAUCGGCCAGACCCUUCCACUAUCGAGGGCUGCUCCCAGCUGAAGCCGGAUAACUACCUCCUCGCAUGGCACACGCCCUUCAGUGAAAAGGGUUCAGGAUUCGGAGCGGCCACCAAAGCAAUGUGCAUUGGAAUGCGGUACUGGAAGCCAGAGCGUCUGGAGACCCUCGUCGAAGUCAGCAUCGAGUGCGGUCGGAUGACACACAACCACCCUACAGGUUUCCUUGGGUCCCUGUGCACGGCACUGUUCGCCUCUUAUGCAAUCCAGGGAAAACCACUCGUACAGUGGGGAAGAGAGAUGCUGAAAGCACUUCCCCUGGCAGAGGAGUACUGUAGGAAGACCAUCAGGCACAUGGCGGAGUACCAAGAACACUGGUUUUACUUCGAAGCAAAAUGGCAGUUUUAUUUAGAGGAAAGAAAAAUCAGAGAAGACGCAGAAGACAAAGCCACCUUUCCCGACAACUAUGACGCCGAGGAGAGAGACAAGACCUACAAGAAAUGGAGCUCAGAAGGCCGAGGGGGACGGCGUGGCCACGACGCCCCCAUGAUCGCCUAUGAUGCCCUUCUUGCUGCAGGGAGCAACUGGACUGAGCUGUGCCAGAGGGCCAUGUUUCACGGAGGAGAGAGUGGAGCGACAGGGACGAUCGCCGGCUGCCUGUUCGGGUUGCUGCACGGCCUGGCCACUGUUCCCCGGGGCUUGUACCAGGAACUGGAACACAAAGGCAGACUAGAGGAUAUGGGCACAGCCCUGCACCGCCUGUCCACAGAAGAAAAGUAAAGUGUUUCUCACAUUUCCCCUCCCAGAGGGCAGCCCGUAGCGCCCGUGCUCAGGGUUAGAGCCUCCCCUAGGAGAGGGUAGAUGUGUGCAGUCACCACCCGAGGAGCACACACCUCCCCUCCAAUAACAAACCCUCUUUGCUGUGUAAAAUACAUUGUCCUAAGAGAAGAUUUU